Aspergillus melleus is the source of this 825-nucleotide messenger RNA. RefSeq names its product putative oxidoreductase, 2OG-Fe(II) oxygenase family. Lineage: Eukaryota; Fungi; Ascomycota; Eurotiomycetes; Eurotiales; Aspergillaceae. The record is from RefSeq and is a predicted model, not a curated record. Gene Ontology annotation, molecular function: dioxygenase activity. The transcript has 2 exons. Bases 1 to 825 code for a protein of 274 amino acids.
AUGCAGCAAUAUGCGAUUGGGCAGGAGCUGUUCAGCCGUCCAGAAUCGGAAAAGCUUCAGUAUCGUGCCGGGCUGGAAUCAGGAAACUACAGCGGGUACCGUCCUCUCGGUGCAAUUGAGACUUUUCCUGGAAUGCUAGACAAUGUCGAAUCAUACAGCGUCUUCAAAUUCCUCCCUGACUUCAAACGCGUUCAUCCCGAUGUCAUUGAACGUUACUCCCACGAGAUCGAGAACUUCUCCCGCUACGUCCACGAAAACAUUGUUCACAAGCUCCUACUCCUAGUAGCGGUUAUGCUCGAGCUUCCAGAGAACUACUUCGUGGACGCACACAAGUACGAGGAGCACAGCGGUUGCCACCUACGAUACAUGAAUUACAGGGCUCGCAGCCCCGAGGAAAACGCCAAAUUUCAAAACUUAUACUCCCACAGUCAUACCGACUUUGGUACGCUGACACUACUUUUCCGUCAGCCCGUGGCUGCAUUGCAGGUGCAGACCCCGGACGGGCAAUGGAAAUAUGUCAAGCCAUACCCGGGAAGUAUAACUGUGAAUAUCGCCGAUACCCUGGAGCGAUGGACGAACGGAUUCUUGCCAAGCAGCGUUCACCGGGUGGUUGCGCCGCCUCCAGACCAGGCACACAUUGAUAGAUUAGGCCUCAUGUACUUUGUUCGCCCACCAGACAACCUCCAUUUAGCAACCGUGGAUAGUCCAGUGCUUCGACGGGAGGGCUUCAAGCGGGAUGACAAUGAGAACGACGAGGCUAUUACCGCUGGGGAAUGGUUGAAGGAUCGGGUGAAAGGAAUCUGGGUGAAGCCUGUGGUAGAUUGA